Messenger RNA from Paramecium tetraurelia, 2184 nucleotides. RefSeq lists its product as uncharacterized. The record is from RefSeq and is a predicted model, not a curated record. NCBI's taxonomy places the organism in Eukaryota, Ciliophora, Oligohymenophorea, Peniculida, Parameciidae. The transcript has 4 exons. Gene Ontology annotation, molecular function: protein binding.
AUGAUUAAGCAUCAUUUGAAAUUGAAAUUCCCAAAAUAGGAUGUGGUUUAAACUAAAUCUUCAACAAAAUCUACGUUCUACAUUGCCAGAAGGAUAGUAUAAAGCAAUAGUGAUAGAGCAAUCAAUUUCUUAAAAACCAAAGGCAUAGAUAAAACCAUCAAUGACAAAAAGCCAAAUCCAGCCUCCUCAAGGGCUUAUACUACAUCUCAUUACAGAAGCUACUCUACAACUCCAACGAAUAUUAAAGGAUAGUAAUCGCAAAAUUUGGAUGAAUAAGCCUAACCCUAUAAUACAGAAAGACAGUAAUCUAUUAGCUUCUUAUCAUCUGAAUUUAAAAUUCACACAUUACCUAAAUCUAAUAGAGUGGUGUCACUUUAUUAAAUAUCUCCUUAGGAAGUACCUAAAACUCAAGUUAUCAAUCCUGCUUUUGAUUAAGAGAAACAUUAUUAUUAAUCUUAAUUUCGUUCAGCAAAAGAAGUCUAAAACAAUAAGGAUGAUCUAAUAAAGAUAACUAAAUAUCACAAUGAUCUAAUUGACGAAAAUCUAAUUAUUAUGAAAUCAGAAUCAAAAAAAAGAUAACCGAUAUUUAUAAAUAUCACGUAUCAAGAAUAUGAAAAGAAAUCAAAAUAAGUAUUUAAGCGACAUCAAUAAGGAACAUAAAAAUAGCAGAUUUUUUUGUAGAAGGUGUUGAAGAAUAUUAAAGAUUCUUAAAGCGAAAAAUCAGAAUCAAAAACUUUAGUUAGAAAAUAUUCGAAAAUUUGGAAAGAAAAUUUUUCAUAAACCUAGUUUUAGGAGCAACAAAAAUAUUCAAAGUCUUCGUAAUAAUUUAAGUUGUAUUUUAAUCAAUUUGUUGAAAAAUGUCUUAAUAAGUUUCGUUUAUAUUAAUAAAUAAAUGAAUUUCUAGAUCUCAUUGAAAAAAAACAAGAAGAAAAUCAAAUAUAACUGGAGUCAGUUCAUGAUUUAAGAAGAUUCUAUAUUCAAAACCAUAACAUUAAAGUAACCCAUACAAAAAUAGAAGAUUAAAAAUUUAGAUACAUUAAAGAAAUUACUUCGUUUGGAAUGAUAGAUAUAUUGACUGAAGUAAAAGAUGAGGAGUUUUAAUCGUAAUAUUUUUUACAAGACUCACAACCAGAGAUAAUUGGGAAACAAAUAGAAUAUAUUUAACUUGAAAUGACAAAAAAUAAUAAUUACUAUUAGUUAUAUCCAAUUAUCAGUAAAUUGGACAAUCAAACAAAAAAUGCAUUGUUGUCUGUUGAAUCUACGGAUAUGGAUUAAAUAAUCUAUUAAAACAAUAUAGAUGAAUUUGUUCCGAACAUUAAUAAUAAAGAUAAUAAAUUAAGAAAGUUUAAUGCAUCACAGAUAUAUAAAAAAUAUCUAGAUAUAUUAAUAGGUAAUUAUUAAAAUAGUAAUGGCAUCAUUGAUCUUGAACACGAUAAUUAUUUACAAUAACAACAACAAUAAGUUCCCUUGAAUCUAGAUAAAAAGGCUAUGAUGAUGAAUCUUAGAAAAUAAACAAGGGAAGCAAAAAUUUAGGCCAGAAAAUCAGUAAUAGGCUUUUAAAAUGAAAGUUUAAAAGCUCCAAAAAUCUAAAUAAUGUAGAAGCAUCAAAAUAGUUUGCUUAUUCCAGAAAAAUAGGAUCGAAGAGUAAGCAGAUCUUUACAAAAUCUUUAAGAAAUUGAAUAAAUUUAAGAAGAUGAGAUUAAUCAAUCCAAUGAAAGUGACUAAGCAGAUGUCAUUUAAAGGUAUUAUAAAGAUAAACCUGUGAAAUACAAAUAAUAGAUAAGAUUGUAAAAUUUAUAGAUUUUUGAUUAUGCAAUUAAAUAAGAACAUUCAGGAAUUGCUGUGGUCUAAUUGAUGAUUGAACAUAAUUUACUAGAUGAAUUAAUAGAUUAUUUAAGAUAAAACCCAAACUUUUCUCUUAAUUCCAGAAAUGCCUAGGGAAAGCCGUUAAUUAUGAUUGCUGCACAGUCAGGAAAUAAGGAACUAGUUUAGUAUAUGAUCAAUUAAAAUGUUCUUUUAAAUGUUAAAGAUUUAGAGGGGAACACAGCACUUCAUUAUGCAAUUGCAUAUGGAAACUACGAAACUGCUGAUCUAUUAUUAUUAAAUGGAGCAAAUCCAUACUUUAAAAAUAGAAAUGGCUCAAAUCCAUGGAAUUAAAAUUAAUAAUUCCUACAAAAUUAAUGA